CUGUCUGACGUGAGUGCGGAAGUUACAAACCAACGUGAGGUGCUUUGAAUGUCAGUAUCACGCUCGUGGGCUCUUCCCAGAACUAAUGAGCGUAAAUCUAAGCGUUAAUGCGCCCACGUGAUUCUGCCGGAUGAUGGGGAUUUGCCUUAAAGAGACAGGUGUCAUCAUAGUGUAGCCACAGAAUCAGGGCGAAAAUAUUAUGAACACACUAUAGUAAUUAUCUUUUUGUUAAAUACCAGCCUUUAAUAUGCAGCUUUAUGAUAAAUUGAAAAGUCAGACACGAUGUGUUUGAAACGCAAUUCAAUUCAAAAAUAUGAAAAAUAUGAAAUAAAAACAGACAAAACAGGGAAAUGUUUAUUACUUUUCUCAAACGGCGCUGUCUUAUCGGCUGUUGGUGGUGUUUAAAUAACCGUCCCUGCUUCGUUUGGAACCAGCCAAUCAGGCCACGCAGAGACACGCGUCUCUGCCUCCACGCUGCAAUCUCCGGUGCCGUGCGGCUUAUCUGCGGACGCCCGAGCCUCUUGACUUAUAUGGAGCGAGCGUCGCUGCGCCGCCUGACGCGCUCCUAAAAUACUCUGAGAGGCGGCACAGCUGAGCGCGGCGCCGCUCGCCGCUCCGCCGUUUCCAGCGCAGCGCGUGGGGAUCGUCCGCCGUCCGCAAUGACCAAAUUCAGCUAUUCUGACUACCUGUCUCAGUUCCGUAACGUUGGGGCCAAACGGGACAAUGUCCAGCCGGCUUUGGUGGGAGAUGGGAGGAGGGGAGACGCUCCGAGAGACGCAGCGUCAGAGCCGGAGGAUUUGGACCCAGUGGUCUGUGCCGUCACCAGAGGGGACGUGGACGCCGUCAUCGGUCUGAGCACGUCUGCCCCCCACACUCUGCUGCAGGAGAACAAAGAUGGAUGGACCCCGCUGCAUUACGCUGCCUACUGCGGACAGGCCGAGUGCCUAAAGGUCCUACUGAGGGCCCAUCCAGCUUCAGCCGACAAGCGCACGCUGCAGGAGCAGACGGCCCUGCUGCUCGCUGUGUCCGCGCAGCACCUCCCAUGUGUGCAGUGUCUCCUGGAGGCCGGCGCCGACCCCGACAUCAGCAGCAAGAACAAGGAAACCCCUUUGUACAAAGCGUGCGAGCUGCAGAACCUGCCCGCGCUGGGCCUCCUCCUCGCCCACGGCGCCACCGUCAACCAGCGCUGCGCUCGGGGCUGGACGGCGCUGCACGAGGCCGUGUCGCGGGGCAACACGGCCGCCUGCGACAUGCUGAUCGGAGCCGGCGCCACGCUGAACCCGGCCAACACCUACUGCGUGGCGCCGCUCAGCGUGGCCGCGCGGCGGGGGCGCGCGCCGGCGCUGCGCUACCUGCUGGACAGAGGCGCGGACGUGAACGUGCAGACGUGUGAGGGCGUCACCGCGCUGCAUGAGGCCUGUAGGAACGGACACGCGGACGCCGCGGCAGUGCUGCUGAGCAGGAACGCCGACGCCAACAAAGCCACGGCCGCGGGGCUGCUGCCGCUGCACUUUGCGGCCCAGUACGGACACGACGACAUCGUGUCCCUGCUGGUGCCUGUGACGAGCCGGGCCCGGCUGCGCCACAGCGGCAUCAGCCCCCUCCACCUGGCGGCCGAGCACGACAGACGCGCGGCGGCGGCCGCGCUGCUGCGCUCGGGCGCCGACGUGGACGCGGCGCUGGCCCGCGGCUACGCCGAGCGCUACGCCGACCGCCGCGCCACGGCGCUCUACGUGGCCGUCGCCGGGGGCAACGCGGAGACGGCGGCGGUGCUGCUGAACGCCGGCGCCAGCCUGAGCCUGGACCCCGUCAGCCCGCUGCUGAUGGCCGUGCGGCAGGGCUGCGGCGCCACCGUGGCUCUGAUGCUGGAGAAGGGCGCCGACGCCAACGCCAGGCUCCCGUCGCGGCCCACCACCUUCCCGGCGGCCGUCGCUCUGUGCAUGAACGACCUGCGGCUCCUCAAAUGCCUCCUGGACAAUGGCUGCGACGCCUCGUCCUGCUUCGGCUGCGCCUACGGCAGUGGCCCCCACCCGCCGUCAGGGGGGUCCCAGAUAAGAACCGCCAGCAGCAACAGACAUGUGUCAGAGAAUGACAGUUUGCUUCCUUUCAACUGCACUGAGUCAACAGACAGAGCGACGCAGUUUUGUGAGUGGAUCUCAGCACCGGCCAUGCGUCCCUGGGCCGGACCCGUCAUAGACCUGCUCCUGGAGCACGUUGCUCACGUUCGCCUUUGCAGCAGGCUCACGGAGCUGCUGGACAGUCACCCAGACUGGACCGCGGUCAAGAGGAAGUCGCUGUCACCUCGUUCACUGCUGCACCUCUGCAGAUUGAGGAUCCGCGGGGACGUGGGGAGACACAGGCUGAAAUCUCUUCCCACUUUACCUCUGCCAGACAGACUGAUCAGAUACCUGAGCCUGACUGACUGACUCUGGAUGAACCUGAAGUAAUAUAUGAGAGAGUUGUGACUAAAUUUAUCAUUUCGUGGUUCUUUUUUUAGUUGUGCCUGAUAUUUUGAGUCAAGGCAAUUCUUUAUGUGUAAAAUAUCUAUUUAUAACAUGUGCAAUGUGACAGUGCUGUUUUUUUAUCUUGCCUUUAGUUUUUUUCUUCUCAGGAACCUUGAGUGAAACAAAAAACGAUCCAAUGCCCAAAGGAUUCCUCAAGGGAAGCUGAAUCCUUUAUUUAAAAAUAAAACCCAUUGCUUCAAA
Betta splendens (Siamese fighting fish) is the source of this 2705-nucleotide messenger RNA. Its product is annotated as ankyrin repeat and SOCS box protein 2-like. The coding region runs from base 660 to 2426 and encodes 588 amino acids. The record is from RefSeq and is a predicted model, not a curated record. NCBI's taxonomy places the organism in Eukaryota, Metazoa, Chordata, Actinopteri, Anabantiformes, Osphronemidae. Gene Ontology annotation, biological process: intracellular signal transduction. The transcript is spliced from 8 exons. Gene Ontology annotation, molecular function: protein binding.